UUGGAGCGGGGAGGGGUGCAGGGUGCUGCUCCGCGUCCGUCCGUCCGUCCAACUGUGUACCUUAUGCAUAACUGUGUGCAUUUGCAGAUUUCUGUAUGCCUGUCUGUGUGCAUAUGCGUGUGUGUUUAUGUGUGCAGAUAUGCCCAUGUAUGUAUGUGUGUGUAUCUCCACGUGUGUGCGUUUGUGCAUGUAGAGAAUCUCUAGUUGUAGAUUGCUCCAAAAGUACUGCUUCUUAUUUACUUGCAUGAAAGCUGCAACAUCUACAAUGAGCCAAAUAAUACUAUUUGAUAAAGCACGUUUGCAGAUAGAAACACUAUUUUUCAACGUGGUCACCAUUAUUUUUAUCAUCAUUGAACAAGAGCCUGCAUGCUGCACUCAUACUGCCUACAUGACCCACUGUUUCUGCUGAAACACACCACCCACAGCCUCACUGUGCUCACGUCUGCUGUUCUGUCUCCAGAAACAUCCAGAAAGCAUCGAUGGAAGUCAAUGCAUGCCUUCAUGUCUUUUUUUUUUUUUUUUUUUUUUUUUUUUUUUUUUGCACAGAGGAAUUCAGUAAUACCUCAUUGCUUCAUACACACUUCUACAUUACACACCAUCUUGUCAGGCUGUUGCCAUCUGUCACAUGGCAGUGUAAUGGUUACAGAACGUUGGCAGCAAGGUUCAGCCUCUGUUACCAUACUACCAACAUCCACCUCUGAUGUCAAGGGCCAACAUCAUAAAAUAGGAGGCAUUACUUUCGGAGCAGUCCUCAAACGUGUAUGUCAGUAGGUGUGAGUCAAUAUGCGUAGGUGUCAGUGCUGCAUGUGUACCCUUGUGAUGUGUGCAGGACGUGUGAGCCCAGCCUGGGUGCUGGCUGCAUGCAGGCAUUUGGGUUCAGUUUGGGCUCUGUGUCCGCAGAGGUCGGGCAGCAAGCACACGACCACGCCGGCAGAUAACUACUACCUGGCCCGAAGGAGGACUCUGCAGGUGGUGGUCAGCUCCUUGCUCACUGAAGCUGGCUUUGAGAGCGCUGAAAAGGCUGCGGUGGAAACACUGACAGAGAUGUUACAGAGCUAUAUUUCUGAAAUUGGAAGGAGUGCAAAGUCCUACUGUGAGCAUACAGCCAGAACACAGCCUACACUCUCUGAUAUAGUGGUUACUUUAGUGGAAAUGGGGUUCAAUGUUGAAACGCUUCCCGCAUACGCAAAGCGCUCCCAGAGGAUGGUCAUCACUGCCCCUCCUGUGACAAAUCAGCCUGUGACUCCCAAAGCCCUGACAGCUGGACAGAACAAGCCACAUCCAUCCCACAUCCCUGGCUAUUUUCCUGAGUUUCCAGAUCCUCAUACCUACAUCAAGACACCAACAUACCGAGAGCCAGUGUCUGAUUACCAAGUGCUGCGGGAAAAGGCAGCGUCUCAGCGGCGUGACGUGGAAAGAGCUCUCACCCGCUUCAUGGCUAAGACAGGAGAAACGCAGAGUCUCUUCAAAGAUGACGUUAGCACAUUCCCAUUGAUUGCUGCCAGGCCUUUCACUGUACCCUACUUGACAGCUCUUCUCCCCUCUGAGCUGGAAAUGCAGCAAAUGGAAGAAACAGAUUCAUCUGAGCAAGACGACCAGACAGACACAGAGAACCUGCCCUUGCAUAUGAGCACGGAUGAUUCUGGACCUGAAAAAGAGAAUGCUUCAGUAUUACAGCAGAACACCUCCUUGUCUGGCAGCCGGAAUGGGGAGGAGAAUAUGAUAGACAACCCUUACCUCCGGCCGGUGAAAAAGCCCAAGAUCCGCAGAAAGAAAUGAAGUGUGGUCAGCUGGCUGCUAGAAGAAAGAGGAGCCCAUUUCUCUGGCUGUUAUGAGUACUCACCUCUGCUGCUGUGGGUAGGAGGCAUGGAGCACAGCAGGGGCAGUCCGACCGAAUGGCAGAAGCAGAGGAAUGAUCUGCCUAACAAACUACACUGUCAUCACUGCAGUGCUCCCUCUUUCUCCUCUGCUUUCCUCCUAACUGGGAAUCCUAAGUGGUCAGUUGCCUUAAAAGUGGUGAAAACCACUGAGUUACAGAUGGGAAUUGUCUCAUUUGGUUUCUUCUGACUGCUGGGGAGAUUUACUCUUUAAAGAGGCGUGGGAUGCAAAGAUUCUUGCUGCUCUACAGAACACAAAGACAUAAUUUGUUUUUGGCUGCCUUACAAGCUAGGAAAGAAACUUCUGCAGUGAACCUUGUUUAGCUUUAUAAUCUGUGGAGCAUGUAUUUAGAGAGAGAAAAAUCCCACAGAGGUUUCUUUCUUUUGGUUGUUGGCAGGUAAAAGCAAACAUGUUUAUUGAAGAAUGAAGUGUAAAUGCAAAGCUAAGAUGGCAUUUAUUCUCAGCUUUUCUGACUGCAGCUGCACUUCCAACUUAAAAGUGCUGAGUGUGGUGUUUACCCUACUCUGCUUUGAGAUUAUUUGCUAGCAGUACCAAUGGCAGAUUCAGCAGCUGCCUCAGGCUCUUUUUGAGUUCUGUUGUUAGUUUCAGCACAGCACAAGUCCUUUGAGAGUUCAUGCCUUCACCAGCUGUUUUGAAAGAUGCUUGCUGCAAAGCUUGGAGUAUGGAAUAAAGCUGUAUUGAUUACAGUCUGCAGGGCUGUGCUGUUGAUCACGCUUUUUAAUUUUGUCUUUGUUCAGUAUGGGCUCUUAUCAACAGAAGUUGCUCUUUUUUCUUUUUCUUUCUUUUUUUUUUUUGUUGUUGUUGCUAUUGUUGUUGUUCCCUUUUUUCCUUAGAGAAGGACCUUUAUUUCAGCUCUGAAAAUGACUGCUGAUGGGAUUGCUGUAAUUGUUAUCCAAUUAUGGAGGCCUUUCCUUUACUUUUCGUUUAGUCUUUACUUAGGGAAAAUAUGCACAGAAUUCCUGUAACAAAGUACUCCUAUUGUUUGGUACAGUCUCCCAAGCAUGAUAUUAAUACCUGAAUUCUGUAGUUCAUACUACAUCAGCUUUUCCCAUUCAUGCAGGUAAGUUCUGAAGGGAAAGUUGCUUUUAAGCAGUAGUCAAAACUGCACCUCUUUUAGAUGAGAAUUUGGUGCUGAGAGGCAGAGGCUGCCUGCUUCAGACUGCCAACUUACUGCUCCCAGAGCAGUGCCUGGUGCACAGUCACUGCAGUCAGAGGGAACAGAGUUACAUGUGGUUUGUUCUCUUCUGUUAGUGAAGGUACCCCUCUGUCCCCAUCACCCAGAGAGGAGGAAGAAGAGGAGGAAUUAUUUCAGCAAGAUUGGAAGUAUUCCUGACAAACUAUUUGAAAUCGCAUCUUUAGCAAAAAAAAGUCCUGCAUGUGCCAUUGCCACUUUUGCUGGUGCCUUGGUUGUACAGAAAAUCAAAUGUACAGACAUUAUGUAUAUAUAUAUAUAUGUAUAUAAAAAAAAUAUAUCUUUUUUUUUUUUUUCUACCUUGGAUUAGGUGUUUUUCAUAAUGAAAAUAUCCCUUUCUGAAUAGGGGAAAAUCUGGAAUGAAAAUAGUAUCUUUUAUGUUCAUAAUAAAAGAGAUUUUAUCUUCUA
This is a messenger RNA of Lagopus leucura (white-tailed ptarmigan), 3499 nucleotides long. RefSeq names its product TATA-box binding protein associated factor 8 (gene TAF8). Gene Ontology annotation, molecular function: protein heterodimerization activity. The record is from RefSeq and is a predicted model, not a curated record. NCBI's taxonomy places the organism in Eukaryota, Metazoa, Chordata, Aves, Galliformes, Phasianidae. Bases 784 to 1779 code for a protein of 331 amino acids. Gene Ontology annotation, biological process: transcription initiation at RNA polymerase II promoter. Gene Ontology annotation, cellular component: transcription factor TFIID complex. The transcript has 7 exons.